Molecule: messenger RNA, 1064 nt
Organism: Chelonoidis abingdonii (Abingdon island giant tortoise)
Lineage: Eukaryota; Metazoa; Chordata; Testudines; Testudinidae
Gene: DBNDD2
Product: dysbindin domain containing 2
Biological process (GO): negative regulation of protein kinase activity
Cellular component (GO): cytoplasm
Source: RefSeq, a predicted model, not a curated record
CACGCUCGCUGGAGCGCUGCCUGCCCUGCCUGGAGGGAUUAGCGUGCACCGGGCUGCAGCGCCCUCUGCACCCGCCCAGCCCUGAGCGUGCCCUGGGCUGCCUGCAGCAGACAGAGCCCGCCUGCCCGUCCGCUGCUGGCCAUGUCCGGACCCGGAGCUCACAGCCAGAGCAGGAGGCUGCCCUCUGACAUGGAGCAUGGGCAGCGGGGACUGGAGCCAGAGCAGAUGCAGCAGCAGCUCAAAUUACGUGACAGGCAGAAGUUCUUUGAGGAGGUUUUCCAGCAUGAUGUGGAUUUCUUCUUCCCCAUGUCCCACCUGCAGAUAGAGCACAGGAGACCUCCGCUGGGCAGCAUUUCCUCCAUGGAGGUGAAUGUGGAUAUGCUGGAGCAGAUAGAGAUGAUGGACCUUUCUGACCAGGACACCAUGGACGUGUUUCUCAGCUGCGGGACAGAGGAUAACAAUGUUGCCGGUCUCCUGCCAGAGCCCAGCCACUACCAGGAGGAAAUCACCUUGCAAGUGCCCAAUGCAGCCGAGAUCAAAUCUCGGAUCUCGUCCACAUCCUCCGUCUCCACAGACCUGAACAGCCUGGACACCAGUGAGGAGGGGGUCGAGACCCCCGUGGUGCAGUCGGAUGAGGACGAGCCCCAGGAGGACAGCCCUGAAGUGCAGGCGGCCAGAAGCUAGCAGCAGGCUCCCUGCUCUCUCCUCAUGCACCCUCCGCAUGGACCUGCCAGCAUGAGAGGAAGGAAGGCUGCUGGUUGUUUGACUCUUGCUUAGUACAACCCAAGCCGUCUCCCCUUCCCAAGGAGCGGAGAGACGGCUUCCCCCAGCACGUUCUUCAGUCAGCCAGGAGAGUGGUGCAGAAACAGAGGGGUAGUGUAGUGCUUCAGAAAUUAACUCUUCAGGCUUUGCUACUAACUCUCCCGCUUCACUCAUCUGAACUGCUACAUGAGCCAUGGCCUCAGCUGUGCCCAUUUCUGGCAAGGCCUCCCUGCAGGAUCAACAGUCCCGCUAGUCCCAGUGGGACCCCGCCCCCCCCCCCCCCGCAGUCAAAUAUGUAACAA